This is a messenger RNA of Acanthoscelides obtectus, 1119 nucleotides long. NCBI's taxonomy places the organism in Eukaryota, Metazoa, Arthropoda, Insecta, Coleoptera, Chrysomelidae. The record is from the annotation of a GenBank genome assembly.
AUGUCUGGUAAAAAUAAGCAACCAGACAUAGACAUGCGAUGCGAGGCUUGUGAAGAGGAUAUCCGUAAAGGCAGUGCAAAGAUAAAAUGUUGUAAUCUAAAUUGUGAAGUUACCCUACAUCAGAAAUGCUUCCUAUCGAUUGCCAAAGUUAUAAAACUAGAAAAAUCCGACUGGCUGUGCAAGAACUGCGAUGAAGAUAGUCACUCAUCAACCACAACCGUGAUAUCGAAUAGCGAUGGAGAUGUAAUUAAGGAGCUUGCUAAAGUGAAGAGUGAUGUUCGGCUACUAACUGAUCUUGUGAAUGAGUUAAAAUCUACUAACAAAAUUUUGCUCAAUAAAAUUGAACAAAUUACAUCCAGCAGGUUUCCCGAUGUACAAAUACAGCAGAAUGCUGAACUUCCCGUACCUUAUAGUCAGGUUGUGUCAAAAACUGUAAGCAAUCAUUCCAAGUCUGUUUUAAUUAUUACGUCAAAUGAUCAAAAAGAAUCAAACUCCGAGGUUUUAAAUACUGUUAAAGCGAAUGUUAACCCUGCUGCCGAGAAAAUAAGUAUCAAUGGUGUUAAGCUUAUAAAAAAUGGAAUGUUGAUUAGUUGCUCUAACGAAGAAUCUUUAGAAAAACUUAAGGGUGUAGUUCAGAAUAAGUUUAACAGUAAGUAUAAAGUAACAGCUCCCAAACCCUUUAAACCCCGUCUCUUGAUUACUGAUGUUGAUAAAUCACUAGAUGAUAGAAACACUUUCCUCGAAUCAAUAGUCCAAAAUAAUGAUUACUUGGCUGAUUGUGAUAUAAAGACGGGUGUCCAAUCGGAGAUGACAUGGGUAGUAAGCGACUAUACGGCCAGCGGCGUCUCGGAACUUUCUGUCACGAAAGGCCAGCAGGUGGAAGUAGUCGAAGUGUGUCUCAGCCGGCCGGACUACUGCCUGGUGCGCAUGCCCGCGCGCGAGCAGGCUACCGUGACGACAUCUGGUGGCGAUACAGUGCAACCGCAACCGCUCGAGGGUCUUGUGCCACUGGCGGUGCUGAAGCAGCCGCCGCAACCGCAGCAAAGGGGUUCGCCGCAACGGACCGCCAGGGGGCAGCAAGCACAGUUGGAGCAGGAUCAAAUAACCGAUGCAGCCUGA